This is a messenger RNA of Zingiber officinale, 2497 nucleotides long. RefSeq names its product pentatricopeptide repeat-containing protein At2g35030, mitochondrial-like. The record is from RefSeq and is a predicted model, not a curated record. The coding region runs from base 83 to 2038 and encodes 651 amino acids. Gene Ontology annotation, molecular function: RNA binding; protein binding. The transcript has a single exon. Gene Ontology annotation, biological process: RNA modification. Lineage: Eukaryota; Viridiplantae; Streptophyta; Magnoliopsida; Zingiberales; Zingiberaceae.
AAUCAAACGUGGUUAAUGUUGAUAUUAGUGGCCGGGUUGGGACGGCGGCGGUGGCGGCGCCACAAUAAAUUGAGGAUGGUCGAUGUCUGUGGCGGCGGUAUGCCUCCGUAAUAGGAAAAUGAAGCCCCUACGACCGUCGUGCAUGUCCGCUCUCCGCCUCUGGAGGCAUAUUCAUGUCCCCUCCGCCAGGUGCCUCCGCCGUCGCCUCUCCGACCUUGCUCACUCCUCGCCUCUCUGCCUGGCCUUCGACAACCGGCUUCAAGCCAUGCCUCUAUUGCACCUGGAGCAAAGCGUAGACCGCCGAGCCAACUACACUAUCACCUUGCUCAGUCGCCAGGGAAGGAUGUUUAAUGCUCGCCAACUGUUCGACAAAACACCCCACAAGGACGUCAUCUCCUGGACCUCAAUCAUCUCCGGCUACAUAAGGUGCGGCAUGCUCCACGAGGCAAGGGCGCUCUUCGACCGUGCGGACGCACAGAAGAACGUAGUCACCUGGACCGCCAUGCUAUCCGGCUACGCUCGGUCGAAGCUUAUCAGGGAAGCUGAGGAGCUCUUUGAAUGCAUGCCCGAGAAGAAUUGUAUUUCUUGGAACACCAUGCUCGCCUGCUACGCUGAGAACGGCCAGCUCGAUGAGGCCUUCCAUCUGUUCACGAGAAUGCCGGAUCGGAAUGUCGUGUCCUGGAACACGAUCAUGAUUGCUAUGACUCAAUCUGGUCGCUUAGAUGAAGCAUAUCGGCUGUUUGACGAAAUGCCCGCGAGGGAUGUGAUAUCGUGGACUUCAAUGAUUGCAGCCUUAUCGCACAAUGGGAGGGUUGAUGAAGCUCGAGUUCUGUUUGAUAGAAUGCCGGAGAGAAAUGUGGUUUCCUGGAAUGCGAUGAUAUCAGGUUAUGUCCAAAAUCUAGGACUUGAUCAAGCUCUGGAGCUGUUUGUAAAGAUGCCUGAGAGGGACAUAGUUUCUUGGAAUACCAUGAUUACCGGAUUUAUAAAGAAUAAAGAUUUGAGCAGGGCACGAGGUUUAUUCGAGGAGAUGGAAGAGAAGAAUGUGGUCACUUGGACUGCCAUGAUCACAGGAUGCGUCGAAGAUCAACAGAAUGAGAUGGCAUUAAAGAUGUUCUUAGAGAUGCUAAUGGCCGGUGUCAAGCCAAACCAAGCAACAUUUGUCAAUGUUUUGGCUGCAGCAAGCAAUUUAGCAGCAUUUGCCGAAGGACAGCAAAUCCAUCAGAUUGUUAGCAAAACCAUUUCCCAGUUUGAUCCUUCUGUUAAUUCUGCUCUCAUGAGUGUGUACUCCAAGUGCGGUGAGAUUGCUAUUGCUAGAAAAUUGUUUGAGCUGCUGGGUCAAAAGGAUUUGGUAUGUUGGAACGGAAUGAUUGCGGCAUAUGCCCAUCAUGGGAAUGGCCAAGAAGCACUGAACCUUUUCAGAAAUAUGCACCUGCAUGGAUUCAAGCCUAACGAUGUUACCUAUGUGGGAUUGCUCUCAGCAUGUAGCCACUCUGGUUUGUUUGAUGAGGGGCUUAAUCUUUUCAAGUGCAUGAUGAAUGAUCCAUCAAUUGAGGUGCGAGAAGAUCAUUAUGCUUCCUUAGUCGACCUAUGUGGUCGAGCAGGGCGACUUAAGGAAGCUUCGAGUUUCAUCAAAGGGUUAAAUAUUAGCCCUUCAUCACCCUCUGUCUGGGGGGCGCUUCUUGGAGGCUGUAACGUCCAUGGGGAUGUUAAAAUUGGGAAUUUAGCAGCUAAGAAGCUCAUGGAAGCAGAGCCCAACAAUGCCGGAUCUUACAUGUUGUUGUCGAACAUCUAUGCUUCGAAGGGCAAAUGGAAUGAAGCAGCAAAAAUUAGGUUAAGGAUGAAGGAUAAAGGACUUAAGAAGCAACCAGGUUGUAGUUGGAUUCAGGUCGGAAACAGAGUUCAUGUUUUCAUGGUACGCGAUAAGUCUCAUAGCGAAUCUGAGAAGAUCAACGCAUUGUUGCAUGAUCUUCAUAAUAAAAUGCGGCAAAAAAAGGAUAUGUUAAUGCUCUGGAUCUUAUUUCAGUUGAAGAUGAAGUAAGUUAUUCUUCCUUUUAGAAUUAAUAGGUCUGAAGUUAACUGGUGUAUGCAAAUAUGAACUACUAGUUAUUUCAGACAAAUAUAUGUAGCAGUAGUUAGAAAGAUAAGUGCGAUUCAGAAUAAUGUGAGAACAAGAAAGCAGCGGUAUUAUCACAAUGACAAUCAAAUCCUAGCAAAGAUCGCGAGAGCCCAGAGGAGUAGAGCCAAACCCGAGAACACGUUACUCGCCGUGCAUGCUCCACUUUGUACAAUCGUAUUAAUUGUCAAAGUUUUGAUUCGAAAAUGGUGGCUAGCUACGCGUCAAUGUAGUAUAAGCAUCUAUUGGGAUGGGUUGUGGGUGUGAGAAGGUUUAUUAAUUAAAGGGAAGAGAAAGGAAGAGAAAGUAAAGUAUUUGAAUUUAUCUUAUUUGGGAUGAAGGGAUUGUUAAUUAACAAACAUGUGUAUCUUGUUUGAGAGGAAA